Messenger RNA from Triplophysa rosa, 847 nucleotides. RefSeq lists its product as uncharacterized. Bases 138 to 743 code for a protein of 201 amino acids. NCBI's taxonomy places the organism in Eukaryota, Metazoa, Chordata, Actinopteri, Cypriniformes, Nemacheilidae. The record is from RefSeq and is a predicted model, not a curated record. The transcript is spliced from 4 exons.
AGAGGAUGCUACCUCAAGAGGGACAUGUGAAAGUCCUACAUGAUCAGUAUUGAAAGACACACAUGCCAAAUACUCACAUUGUUGAAGAGUGAAUGAGGAUGACCUUUGCCUGGAGGCGAAAGUAGAUUACAGGUGGAAUGACUGUUAAAGAUGCUGUCAACAAAUAUCCAUUCUUGAAGACUCCAUCAGGGCUUUGUCAAGAAAGUGGUUUCCUGUACAUGUCUGUUAAUCUCUGCCGGCACUUCCAAGAAAAUUUUGGAAACAUUGCAUCCAGUGUGCUACAGCUUGCUCAAGGGAAAUCUCAUUUGGCAAAGCCACACAAAGAAGCUAAAGAAGAAUCUCUAAUUGAAAAACAUCUUGGAAUUGAUUUCACAGCAGCACUUCUCAUGUUGCCAGGCUUAUUUAGAGAGAAGCUUGUACACUUCAUUGUGCUUGGGGAGAGUGAACCAUCUUCACCAUACCCAACUGUUCAAGUACAGGAAACCAGUGACUGGAAAACUGUGCUUACGAGAAGAGUCACUGCAGUCGUCAAGAGUUGGUGGAAUAGAGAUCUGUGUUGGGCCAGCUGUGUGGAGGAAGGGGCUCUUGCUGCAUUUAGUGCCUAUCUCGUCUUCAAUUCGAAUUACCCAUCUCAUCUGAAAAACACCCUGAUCUUUCUUCAGCGGUAUGUUUUGAAACUUACUGUGGAUGGUGACAAGCCUCUACUUACUCCAGUUACCAGAGUAAUUAACCUCUUAGAAUAAGAUUUGCCAAAAUGCAUCGCCUGUUCUGUUGCCCUAAAUGCUCUCGGAGAACAUUCACAAUUGUCAAAUUAAUCCAGCACAUUGGUCUCAUUCGUGCACAUGAG